CGUAUUCACACUGAGGAAAAACCGUACUGGUGUGAAGAGUGUGAGAAAACGUUCAAGAGAUCAAGUGAACUCACAAGACAUCAACAUAUUCACACUGGACAAAAACCGUACAGCUGUGAAGAGUGUGGGAAAAAGUUCACUACAUCAGGUACUCUCAAAACGCAUCACCGUAUUCACACUGGAGAAAAACCGUACUGGUGUGAAGAGUGUGGGAAAACAUUCACGACAUCAGGUGCUCUCAAAAAACAUCACCGUUUUCACACAGGAGAGAAACCGUACAGCUGUGAAGAGUGUGGGACAACAUUCACUCAAUUAAGUACUCUCAAAAUGCAUCAACGUAUUCACACAGGAGAGAAACCGUACAGCUGGGAAGACUGUCAGCAAUGUGACAAAUGCUUUUCAACAUCUGGAGAUUUAAAGCGCCACCUGCUUAUUCACACUAGAGAAAAACCGUACAGCUGUGAAGUGUGUGGGACAACAUUCUCUAGAUCAGGUUCUCUCAAAACACAUCAACUUAUUCACACAGGAGAAAAACCAUACAGCUGUGAAGAGUGUGGGAAAACGUUCACUACAUCAGGUGAUCUCAAAGCACAUCAACGUAUUCACACAGGAGAAAAACCAUACGGCUGUGAAGAGUGUGGGAAAACAUUCACUAAAUCAGGUUCUCUCAAAGCACAUCAACGUAUUCACACUGGAGAAAAACCUUACUGGUGUGAAGAGUGUGAGAAAACGUUCAAGACAUCAAGUGAACUCACAAGACAUCAACGUAUUCACACUGGACAAAAACCGUACAGCUGUGAAGAGUGUGGGAAAAAGUUCACUACAUCAGGUACUCUCAAAACGCAUCACCGUAUUCACACUGGAGAAAAACCGUACUGGUGUGAAGAGUGUGGGAAAACAUUCACGACAUCAAGUGCUCUCAAAACGCAUCACCGUAUUCACACUGGAGAGAAACCGUACAGCUGUGAAGAGUGUGGGACAACAUUCACUCAAUUAAGUACUCUAAAAACGCAUCAACGUAUUCACACAGGAGAGAAACCGUACAGCUGUGAAGAGUGUGGGAAGAUGUUUUCUCAAAGUGUUCACCUUAAAGUCCAUGAGCGAAUCCACACUGCAUAAUUUUGAUCAACUAUGAGAGUCAAGCUAGCUGUUUCCUCCUCCUGAUGUCCUGAGAGCUGUGUUGUUAUAUUUUAAGAGUCUUUCUGAAUUGAAGUCUGACUAACUGACAGUUUUUUAUGUUCUAACCAGCUUUCACACUAUGCCGCCACAGAGAUGCUGUUUCUCCCGAUUUAAUUCAUGUUUGUAACGGUUCCUGAUCCAUAAAGAAUUGUUUCACUAUGCUGUUUUUCAACUAACUUUCUAAUAGUCCUUUUAUAACAUAUUAUAUGUCCAGGGUUAAACUGCUGGCCUCGUUAAGCUGCAUUGAAAGAAUUUAGUUUCACUGUUCAUUAAUCUGCCAAGUAGUUUCUCGAAUAAUCAGUUUGGUUAAUAAAAUGUUGUGACUUUAAACUUUGAUCGGGAUGUUUAGAUAGUUCCUGUUGAGUUAGCAGUCUGUAUUGUUCUUAAAGAAGAAACAAUGAUAAAUGUAUCUAGAUUAUAUUUACGAUGUUAUAUUUUGAUUGUACCAAAAUAAAAAAUGCCUUAGCCCCGCCGUACCUGGCAGAUCUUUUAAAACCAUACACACCCACACGGUCACUGAGGUCUGCUGACAGACUCCUUCUGGUAGUCCCAAAAUCGAGGCUAAAGCAGCGGGGAGACAGAGCCUUUGCUGUUGCAGCUCCAAAGUUAUGGAACGAAUUACCCCUCCAGGUUAGACUUGCUUCAACUCUGCCUGUUUUUAGAUCUCGUUUAAAAACCCACUUAUUUUCCCUGGCUUUUACUGUACAGACCAGGUGACACUUGUGCUUUUAAAUGUGGUUUUUAUUUAUUUAUUUAUUUAUUUUUUACCUUACUAGUGUUUUGUAUUGUUUUUACGUCAUAUAGGAGAGUUUUUCAGUCGGUGGCUUCUGAUCUGGUUUCAUUGUCUCGUGUAUUACAUUUGUUUCAUGUCCUGUCUGUUUUUAUGUAUUUAUGCUAUGUUUUUAUACAGUUGUUGAUGUACAGCACUUUGUUCAACUCUGUUGUUUUUAAAUGUGCUAUAUAAAUAAAAUGGAUUGGAUUGGAUUGAAAGAUGCACAUCCCUGUAUAUGUUUUGUGUUUUUCAGCACAUUAUAAACAUGUAAUUCCCUUGUUUGAAUGAAUAAAGACAGGAGGGAACUGUUUAAAUAAAUUGUCCGCAGACUUAAAUACAGGCCGGGCUUCAAGGGAACCCAGGAGAAAAGCGUUGUUUUUUAUUUAUAUAUAAAUAUAUAAUACAAGAUCUGAAUACUUCUUUUACUGAAGUAGAAGAUCUGUACUUCUAAAAACAGCAAAACCAUAGCUCCAAAACUCUAAACACAUUUUCAGCUCUGCAAACACUGCACACGGUUCUGUAAGUAAAACACGGGAAUCUGAGGUAAAACACUGCUAUUACUGUAAAACUGCAGCAACAUUAACCAUUAAAGAUAACACUUUUGCAAACUAGAUAGUUUUAAAAAUCAGAAUCCAGUUAAUUGUUAAGUAAGUAAUUCUAAUCAGAGUAAAUACAGCAACGU
Gymnodraco acuticeps is the source of this 2633-nucleotide messenger RNA. RefSeq names its product zinc finger protein 678-like. The transcript has 2 exons. The record is from RefSeq and is a predicted model, not a curated record. Lineage: Eukaryota; Metazoa; Chordata; Actinopteri; Perciformes; Bathydraconidae. The annotation marks the transcript as partial. Gene Ontology annotation, cellular component: nucleus.